UAGCGAGCGACUAAUGGCCAUGUACUGUAUGAAUAAGGAACUGACUGACUGAGAUGUAGAGUUUUUAUCGUACUUAGGAAUUAAUUGUAUAGUUGAUGCCGAGAUGUUUGCACAUCAGGAAGUAGAUUUGAAUCAAAUUGACAAACUAACGCAAGAAGGGUCAGCUUCGAUUGGAAAUGGCCACCCACAAGCAGCAGUUUCUGUGUUCCUCGAGGCCCUGGGAAGAGCACAACUCAUCAAUAAUAAACACUCUGUGAGGAUAUGCUCAUGUAAUUUGGGUGCCUUAUAUCUUCUACUGGGUGACACUGAAAAUGCACUACGAUAUCUUGAAGUAAGCGUGCCUAAAAAUGGUGAGAGCAACGAGUCAGACUCCUUUCAGUUGAAUGGUGAUGUGUACUACAACUUUGGACUUGCAUAUUUAACGAUUAAGGAUUUUGAAAAGGCUAUCAGAAACCUGAAGUUUUCAAUUGAGAAUUUUGACAAAGUGGACUCGAAAGGUGCAUCUUCUGCCGAGGCUCAUGUACUAUUAGCACGGGCCUACACUCAGCUUCAAAAUUAUCAGUUGGGUGCUGCUGAAUAUGAAAAGACUGCUGCGAUAUUUAAGGAGUUAAAUGAAGACUAUAAAACAGUAAAAGCUUUGAUCAAUCAAGCAACUUGCCUUUAUCAUGCUCUUAAACACGAAUCUUGCCUAACUGUUACUAAGAAAUGUCUUCCAAUCUGUAAGCAUAUGCAGCAGGACAGUAGUACAGGAAAACUGUACCAUGAUCUUGGUAUACUAUUUGGAAGAACGAAGACUUCAUCACUAGCUGUUGAUUCUUUCAAAUCAGCUAUAGAGUUAUUGCCAUCUUCAUCAUCUACCCAAAAUGCCGAACAGCUGAAGUUGAUGAAAUACAGAGCAUCAUGUCUUGAACACAUAGGAGAACUACUAAAUGUUGAACAGCAAUUCCAGGCUUCUCUGAAGUAUCACAAGGAAGCUAUCCAACUACACAGUAAGUUAAACAACCACCAAGCUAUGGGCAAGUGUUUCUCCAACUUGGCCUACUCGUAUGCUCAGCUUCAAGACUACCUGAAGGCGGAACGGGCUUAUCAUAAUGCUCUGCAGAAAAUGGAAGAAAUUGGUGAUUUGAAUGGGCAGUGGCAAGCAUAUGAAAGCCUAGCAGAUGUGAACUUCCAAGAACAGGAUAUUGAGCGAGCUAUAGUUCAUUACAAACAGGCCGAAUCUAUUGUGCAGCAUAUAAAAUUAGAUCCAUCUAUCCAUGAUCGUAUUUUAAGCAAAUUGUCGAGUGUUUUGGAAUGCCAGGUGUCAGGCGCAGUAAGAGCAACGUUAAAUAGGCAGAGAAGACCGAUAUCAGUCUCCAGAACGCAGAAUCAGUUUCAUGGCGAAAGCAUAAAUUCAACUCCAGUUCACGGUAUGUUUUCCCAUAAUAGGAUAGCUCCACAGGCUAGUGGUGUAUCUUCAGUCAAUCCCCAAGUCAAACCCUCAGUGUCAGCCUCAAUCAAACCCGGUGCCACUUCCACUAAAAAGCCAUCACAUCGGAAAAGGCUAGGCUCGAGGAAAAAUCGUGCGAAAGGGAGACGGCGACAAGGGGAGUUUGAUGUUCCAGUUUCCAAGGGAGUUCUAUCAUAUGAAAGUGAAUCAGAGUUAUCCUGUGCUUUUCAGGCUUUAGCCACCGAAGAUGAUGCAGAUUGGAACCGUCACUUUUCCGACAAUGCAAUUUCCACCAGUGAACAUAGGUCAUUUAAACACUCUCUCCAAAUUCGAAGUUCAUCGUUACCGGAUGUCGAGGUGUCAGGUAGCACAAGGAGUGCAACACCUGGUAGUCAGGUGUUGCAUUCACAUUCCGAUGAUGUAGACUCAUCUUCUCUGACAGAUAUUACAUCUGAUGAAAGCACUCAACCAAGACCUUGGUUAAAUGGCAAUAGUGGGCUUGAUACUAUUGAAGGCAACUAUCAAAUCAUUAGUGAACGAGUCCCAGUGUAUGCACAGGUGACCAAACACAAUGUCGCAGUAGCUGGCUCGGAUGUUGAAGAACAAGAGAAGAUUUAUGAAACACUGAAUUCCAAAUUUGAUGCUACAGCACUACUUGGUUCCUCAAUGCCAGUGCGAGAUCCACCAUCUCCCCCGUUACAACGACCGCCACCGCUACCUCCACGCAAGAUGCGGCAACAUGAACAUCCAAAUUCAUCAGAUAGCGAAGACAGUGACUGCACUGACAGUUUUGAAGAAGAAGAAGAUGAAGAUGAUGAUGAUAAUGAGGAUAAUGGUGAUGAUGAUGGUGAAGAACCAGCCUACAAGAAAUACCAGCAGUCUGUCUAUAUGAAGCAACUAUCCAGAGGUCAAAGAGAAAAAGAGCUUUUUCAGUUAGCUCUGCGUAAAGCAUAUGCACAUUCGUUUGAAGCAGUCAAUGAAGUUCAAGAAAAUCAGGAAAGUCCCCCAAAGAAUCCAUCAAGUUCAACAACGACUAUAAGAUCCUCAGACUCAGAUGUGUCAUCUAAAUCUACUCGUUCAACAAAGUCUCGGGCCUGUCGUAUCAUGUGACCAACUCAUUUGUGUCUUCGUCAUGCAGGCAAAAUGCACUACUCUACCAUGGGAUGAGCAGUACUUUAUCAUGUGAUAAAUAAUUCUGUGUAAUUAGCAGUACUGUAUCAUGUUAUCACUUGAUCACUGAGCUGCAUCAUGUGAAGACAUUACUUUGUGAUUGUGGUGUACGGUAAGAAUGGCCCCGGAAAAAAUGGCCCAGGGAAAAAUGGCCCGGGAAAAAAUGGCCCCGGUAAAAAUGGCCCCAAAUGACAGGUAGGUAAAAA
Molecule: messenger RNA, 2805 nt
Organism: Anneissia japonica
Lineage: Eukaryota; Metazoa; Echinodermata; Crinoidea; Comatulida; Comatulidae
Exons: 11
Coding region: 104-2539 (811 amino acids)
Molecular function (GO): protein binding
Source: RefSeq, a predicted model, not a curated record